Molecule: messenger RNA, 2829 nt
Organism: Tachyglossus aculeatus (Australian echidna)
Lineage: Eukaryota; Metazoa; Chordata; Mammalia; Monotremata; Tachyglossidae
Gene: RPS6KA1
Product: ribosomal protein S6 kinase A1
Exons: 24
Coding region: 395-2326 (643 amino acids)
Biological process (GO): protein phosphorylation; positive regulation of DNA-templated transcription; intracellular signal transduction
Molecular function (GO): ribosomal protein S6 kinase activity; magnesium ion binding; ATP binding
Source: RefSeq, a predicted model, not a curated record
ACGAUGCCGCUCGCCCAGCUCGCCCAGCCGUGGCCGGACAUGGAGUUGGUGCCGCUGGACCCGGAGAACGGACAAGUCGCCGUGGAAGAGGCGGGGAAGUUUUCAUCCAAGGCCAAGAGCGACUACGUUUGGCUGGAGAGAUCCGCGGUGGACUCCGCCAGGAAGGAAGCCCCGCGAGAAGCCGUGCCAGAGGCCCUUGCCCGACCUCGGCCAGCCCGGCGACGUGGACGAAGGAGUGGUCAAGGAGAUCCACAUCACACACCACGUGAAGGAAGGGUCGGAGAAGGCCGACCCGUCCCAGUUUGAGCUCUUGAAGGUGCUGGGCCAGGGCUCCUUCGGCAAAGUGUUCUUGGUGAGGAAGGUAACCCAGCCAGACAGUGGGCACCUCUACGCCAUGAAGGUGCUGAAGAAAGCCACGCUGAAGGUGCGGGAUCGCGUCAGGACCAAGAUGGAGAGGGACAUCCUGGCCGAUGUGAACCACCCAUUUGUGGUGAAGCUGCACUAUGCCUUCCAGACGGAGGGCAAACUCUAUCUCAUCCUGGACUUCCUUCGUGGAGGCGACCUGUUCACUCGGCUCUCCAAGGAGGUGAUGUUCACGGAAGAAGAUGUGAAGUUUUACCUGGCGGAGCUGGCAUUAGGGCUGGACCAUCUGCACAACCUGGGCAUCAUCUACCGGGACCUCAAGCCAGAGAACAUCCUCCUGGACCAAGAGGGUCACAUCAAGCUCACAGAUUUCGGCCUGAGCAAGGAGGCCAUCGACCACGAGAAGAAAGCCUACUCCUUCUGCGGCACGGUCGAAUACAUGGCGCCCGAAGUGGUCAGCCGCCAGGGCCACACGCACAGUGCAGACUGGUGGUCCUACGGGGUGUUGAUGUUUGAGAUGCUCACCGGCUCCCUGCCCUUCCAGGGGAAAGACAGGAAGGAGACGAUGACGCUGAUCCUCAAGGCGAAGUUGGGGAUGCCCCAGUUCCUGAGCAACGAAGCCCAGAGCCUUCUGCGCGCCCUGUUCAAGAGGAAUCCUGCCAACCGUCUAGGGUCCGGCACCGACGGGGCGGAAGAGAUCAAGCGCCACGUGUUCUACUCCACCAUCGACUGGAACAAACUCUACCGUCGUGAGAUCAAACCCCCGUUCAAGCCUGCCGUGGCCCAGCCCGAUGACACCUUCUACUUUGACGCCGAGUUCACGUCCCGCACGCCCAAGGACUCUCCGGGGAUCCCCCCAAGUGCUGGGGCCCACCAGCUCUUCCGCGGUUUCAGCUUCGUGGCCACGGGCCUGUUGGAGGAGGACGGUCAGGGGAUGACCCCUCAGGCCCCCCUGCAUUCGGUGGUGCAGCAGCUGCACGGGAAGAGCCUGGUGUUCAGCGACGGCUACUUGGUCAAGGAGACCAUCGGCGUGGGCUCCUUCUCCGUGUGCAGGCGCUGCGUCCACAAGGCCACCAACACGGAGUAUGCCGUCAAGGUGAUUGACAAGGACAAGAGGGACCCCUCGGAGGAGAUCGAGAUCCUGCUGCGCUACGGCCAACACCCCAACAUCAUCACGCUGAAGGACGUGUACGACGACGGGAAGCAGGUGUACCUGGUGACGGAGCUGAUGCGGGGCGGUGAGCUACUGGAUAGGAUCCUGCGACAGAAGUUCUUCUCCGAGCGGGAGGCCAGCUCGGUCCUACACACUGUCUGCAAAACCGUGGAGUACCUACACUCACAGGGGGUAGUGCACCGGGACCUGAAGCCCAGCAACAUCCUGUACGUGGAUGAGUCCGGGAACCCCGAGUGCAUCCGCAUCUGCGACUUCGGCUUCGCCAAGCAGCUGCGCGCCGAGAACGGGCUCCUCAUGACGCCCUGCUACACUGCCAACUUCGUAGCUCCGGAGGUCCUGAAACGCCAGGGCUACGACGUGGGCUGUGACAUCUGGAGCCUGGGCAUCCUGCUGUACACCAUGCUGGCUGGAUACACCCCGUACGCCAACGGUCCCAACGACUCCCCCGAGGACAUCCUGAUGCGAAUCGGCAGGGGCAAGUUCACCCUGAGCGGGGGCAACUGGGACACGAUUUCCGAGAUGGCCAAGGAUCUGGUUUCCAAAAUGCUCCAUGUGGAUCCACAUCAGCGACUCACGGCCCUCCAGGUUCUGCAGCACCCAUGGAUCACGCAGAAGGACAAACUCCCCCAGAGCCAGCUGAGCCACCAAGAUGUGCAACUGGUGAAAGGCGCCGUGGCGGCCACCUACUUCGCCCUCAACAGCUCCAAGCCGACCCCCAAGCUGAAGCCCGUCGAGUCGUCCAUUCUGGCGCAGCGGAGGGUCAAAAAGCUGCCGUCCACCACACUGUGAGCCCCCCGACCCUCCAGGCCCCGGCCCAGGGCGGACUGGGCACGGUGCCGGAAGCGGGCCGGAGCCGGACGAGAGCCGGACAGGAGCGGGAACCGUCGCUGGAGAGGAGCAUCUCCACUAGGUCCCUCAUCCAUGCGGGCGGGAGGAGGAGGGCCAGGUGGCUCCUGACAGCGGGGCCCAGCAAGGACACGCGGCCCCGGGGCUUCCUCUGGCUCGCUGUCUGGGCGUCCCACCCCCUGACGGGCUGCUGGGCGGCCUGGGGGGCAACACGGCGACCCCUUUCCCGAAGGGCGGCCCUUGGCCUGUGGCCCCUCAGCCUGGAUCUGAAUUCUCGCUCUGUGCGGUCCUUCUGAAACCUAGGGCCAACUGGCCACACUCUGCCCCCCUCUCCCCCCCCGGCCCUCACAGACGCUGGACUCCCCGAUGCCUUCGGACUUUCCGGUCCUUUCGCCGGCCCCUCCUGCCGCUGGGACCUUGGGCCCCUGACGCGAGGGGGAGGGAAA